This is a messenger RNA of Bombyx mandarina (wild silkworm), 4738 nucleotides long. Its product is annotated as follicle-stimulating hormone receptor-like. NCBI's taxonomy places the organism in Eukaryota, Metazoa, Arthropoda, Insecta, Lepidoptera, Bombycidae. Gene Ontology annotation, cellular component: plasma membrane. The record is from RefSeq and is a predicted model, not a curated record. Gene Ontology annotation, molecular function: G protein-coupled peptide receptor activity; protein-hormone receptor activity; protein binding. Gene Ontology annotation, biological process: activation of adenylate cyclase activity; hormone-mediated signaling pathway; adenylate cyclase-activating G protein-coupled receptor signaling pathway.
GGUGGUUGUGAGUAGUGGCGCGGCGGAGACAGGCCGGCGGCGGCGUCCUGCCCGUCAGUGGCGCGCGUCUGCUCGCCGAGACCGCACGCUUCACGCGCUUCCGACCCCGCGCGACGACACGGCCGCCGCACGGAGCACGAUCUCAGGAUCGCGAACUGUGCCGGGCCCUCCGCGCACACCCUCACUUGGCGCGACCUCCCCGUCUUCUCAGUGUUCUGUGAUCUUGUGCAAUACCUACAUACAUGGUACAAUUAAAUGGUUAUAAGUGUUAGCUUAGUGCAUAGAGUAGUUGCAUCGUGUACGUGAUGGGGUGCGGGUGAGGCGGCGCAUGUGGGCGGCGGCGCUGUGGGCGGCGGGCGCGCUGUGGGCGGCGGCGGCGAUGUGCAGCGGCGGCGGCGGCGGAGAGCGCCUAGACUGUCGCUCCGCCGGUCUUCAGGCUCUGCCGCCCUUGCAUCACAACCUCAUCUCUCUAGACGUGUCCAACAACAACAUCUCGUCGCUGCCGCGCGACGCCCUGCUGCCGGCCACGGGACUGCGCGACCUGAACUUGUCGUCGAACCGGCUGGAGCUGGUGUCCGCGGGCUCGCUGUCGGGCGCGGCGCUGGCGCGGCUGUGGCUGGACCGCUGCUCGCUGCGCCGCCUCCCCGCGCACGCGCUGCGGGACCUGCGCCGUCUGCACUACCUGUCGGCGGAGGACAACUUGAUCUCUGAGCUGGAGGGCGGCGCGGUGGGGGCGCGCGGGCUGCGCACGCUGCGGCUGUCGCGCAACCUGCUCCGCGCCGUGCCCACGCACGCGCUGGCGCCGCUGCACCACCUGCAGACGCUGAGUCUCUCCGGGAACCUGAUCACCGAGCUGUCAGACUCCUCGCUGCCUCCGCUGCCCGCGCUGCACACGCUAGUUCUGAAGAGGAACCGCAUCACCCACAUAGAGCCUCGCGCCUUCGCUAACACUCCCGCCCUGCACGUGCUACGCCUGGAAGAAAACCUACUAUCGGAACUUCCGCCAGCGAUACAGCUACUGCCCGUGCUACAAGAUCUGUUGUUGAGUGGGAACCGUAUCGAGGUGGUGGAGGCCGGUAUUCUCCAACAAUGUCGUCUCUUGAAGCGGCUGGACCUCCGCGGCAACCCGCUCACUCGCCUCCACAGACAUGCGCUGCAGCAUCUGCCGCAUCUCAGGACGCUCAUCCUGUCGGAGGCGCGCGGGCUCCGCGAGGUUCCGUCGCUGAAUGGGUCGGCGCAGGUCCGCACCCUCCGCGUGGAGCGCGCCCGCCUCACGCGGCUCUCCACGGACCUCUGUCGACACGCGCCUCUGCUGCAGUCGCUCGAAAUGAAGUCCAACUACAUAGAUCGCGUUCCAGACCUGCACGAAUGCUCCGAACUUCAUUUACUAGACCUGUCGUCUAACGAGAUCAGCGCGGUGCAGGGCAGCUCGUUCCGCGGCCUGCACAAACUGCUGGACCUGCUCCUCGCGAGGAACCGGCUGCGGCACAUCCCCUCCGACACCUUCAUACACACACCGGAGCUACAGAGACUGAAUCUUGAAGAGAACCAGAUAGAGCAUAUAGACAUGGAGGCGUUCGUAUCGAUCUCUAAACUGGAAGAUUUGAACGUGGGGAACAACAUAUUCCCGUGGCUGCCCGCCAGCGGACUGCAGCGGCUCCUCCACCUCAAGGCGCACAACAACCCCAACCUGCGGCACUUCCAUCCGCCGGACGUCUUCCCCAGGAUACAGACACUGGUACUGUCGUACGCGUACCACUGCUGCGAGUUCAUGCCGCUGAUGGAGGGCGGCACCGUCACGGAGGAGGAGACUUCGGAGGAAGACGCCUCCACCGACCUCGUCAUCAUCCCCUCACAGAGUAUCGACGCCGAAGCCUGGCUUAACGCCACUGACGUGUGGUCGCAAUUGAACGUGUCGGCUGCUGGCGGCAGUCGCUGGCAGGCCAUGCUGGAGGACUGGGAAUCCGAUCUGGUAGAAGGCGUCUCUGAACAUCGCGUCGAACCUUCGAGACGAGUCCAGUGUCUGCCUCUACCCGGUCCAUUCCUUCCGUGCGUGGACCUGUUCGACUGGUGGACGCUCCGCUGCGGCGUGUGGGCGGUGUUCCUGCUGGCGCUGCUCGGCAACGGCACGGUGGUGUUCGUGCUCAUCUGCAGCCGCAGCCGCAUCGACGUGCCGCGCUUCCUCGUCACCAACCUCGCCGCCGCUGACUUCUUCAUGGGAAUAUAUUUAGGCUUCUUGGCGGUCGUGGAUGCGGGAACCCUGGGAGAGUUCCGCGCGCACGCGAUCGCCUGGCAGAUGUCCGGCGGCUGCCGCCUGGCGGGCUUCCUCGGCGUGCUGUCCUCCGAGCUGUCGGUGUACACGCUGGCGGUCAUCACGCUCGAGCGGAACUACGCCAUCACUCACGCCAUGCACCUCAACAAGAGACUGUCGCUGCGGCACGCCGCUUUCGUAAUGGCGGCGGGCUGGGGCUUCUCCCUGACCGCGGCCUCACUGCCGCUGCUGGGCGUGUCCGACUACCGCAAGUUCGCCGUGUGCCUGCCCUUCGAGACCAGCUCGCCCGUCGCGCUCGGCUACGUGGUGUCCCUGCUCGCCAUCAACGGAGUCGCUUUCCUGGUGCUGCUCGGCUGCUACCUCAAGAUGUACUGCGCCAUCCGGGGCUCCCAGGCAUGGAACUCCAACGACUCCCGCAUCGCGAAGCGGAUGGCGCUGCUCGUGUUCACGGAUUUCCUGUGUUGGUCUCCGAUCGCGUUUUUCGCUCUAACCGCCGCGUUCGGGUUGCAGCUCGUUUCUUUGGAGGAGGCUAAAGUUUUCACUGUGUUCGUACUACCGCUGAACUCCUGCUGCAAUCCAUUCUUAUACGCGAUCUUAACGAAACAAUUCAAAAAGGAUUGCGCGCUCGUCUGCAAGGCGAUCGAGGAGUCCAGGGUGACCCGCGGCAUCGGCCGCUGUCGGCACUCGUCCAACUUCAGCAACCGCCAGACGCCGGCCAACACCAACAGCCUCGCCGAGCGCUCGUCCCGCGGGCAGCACCACGCGGCGUGCGCGUGCCGCCGCCUGUGCCCGCCGGCCGCCGCCCCCGGCCGCCGCCCCGCGCCGCGCGCGCGACUGCUCGGCUGGCUUUGCGCGGCGUGCGGCCCCGGUCGGCCGCCCGCCGCCGCCCCCGGCCCCGCCGCCCGCCGGCCGCGCCCGCCGCGCACGGGCUCGGUUGUCGUCGUCGGUGGAGUUUCUUCGUCGUCCCGCUCGACUUCGUGGCGCACGUACGGGCCCGCCGCGCCCCCGCCGCCGCGGGCGCGCCGUGUCGUGGCUGGUUGUCGCAAGGGACGUCGGCAAGGACCUCGAAACCUGUCGUCGUCGCGCAACGACUCGUCCGGGUCCAACGCGACGGCGUCGACGGGCACGUGGCGCACGUCGCGGUCGGGGGGCAGCGCGGCGGGGGGCGCGGGCCGGCCGCGGCUGACGCGCCAGCCCGCGGUGUCGGCCGAGGAGCCCCCGCUGUCCCCCCCCGCGCUGCCGGCGCCGCGCCACCUGCACACGAUCCCGUCGGCAGCAGAGGCGGAGCUGCAGCAGGAGGAGCCGGACGCCCGUUGACUCAAUGCAGCCGGCCAACAUGUACUCCAGCUUGCCGUACUCUUAAAUUAUUCUAAGUCGUAAUCAUCCCACGAUGCUCCCUUGCACGCAGCGAUCUCAAAGUGUCUUAAAGUGCCGUCCAUUAGAAGCCACACUCACAGCGUCCCUCUGACCGAAUGGAUCCGCCGGGUCCUCGCUCCGCCGACGGUAGCUCUCUAGUGAGGCGCCUUCGUUGAAUCUUCAUCAUCAAUGGACAUACAAUUAGAUAGUUUUCUACAGAACUACAGUAUUACAGUGAACUGUGCAUCCGGGAUGUUCACGUUUACAUGGGUCUAAGAAUAAAGUAUUACGAUAGCAUAAUAAUAUAAGUAAAUUAUUUAUUUAUUUAGGAAAUUUUACAUGAUAAGAUUAGAUAACUUUAGAUAAUAAACCACAUAAAUUAUGAAGUAUUUACAAUACAUUAGUGUGUAUCUAUCGUGUGCUACGUGUGUUGGUUGUAAUGUAUUGCAGAGCGCGCACGUACAAUAUGCUGAAUUGUUAAACAUUUGAACCAAAAAGUGAUCCCCGUCCCCGGCGAGGCGCCGGAAUCUGUAAUGGACACUUCAACUUAUUCCUUUGUUGACGAAACAAAGUGAAAUAAAACUGAUUUUAAGUAAAAUGCCAUUAUAAAACACUUGGGGCAAACUGAAGGUGUGAAAUGCUAGCUCUCAGUCGCUCCCACGGGGCGCACUCACUAGCGGCUGCUUCACAUUAUUGCAUUAAUGUUUUAAAUACCAGUUGAAACAACAGCUGCAUUGUAAAAAUUACAAUAUUAAUAACGACAUGCAGCCAUCGGGGCGGCGCGCGGCCGCGUGUUGCGAGACCCAGGCCAAUACUAUCAAGUUGUGUAAUAAAAACUUUAAUUUAAUCUUUUUUUUUCGAAUUUAAACAGAGGAGCAGGAGAUUCCCAGUCAGUGUCGGGCGCACGCGGACCACCGGCCACAACCACAACACGCAGCCGACGACCUAUUUCCUGUUGUUUUCAUACAGUUUAUAUGGACUCGCCGCACACGGUUGAGGUCGGUGGCCGCCGCACUCUACUUUUUUUUUUACUGCUUAGAUAGGUGGACGAGCUCACAGCCCACCUGGUGUUAAAUGGUUACUGGAGCCCAUAGACAUCUACAACGUAAA